UCCUCACCCAUGUAUGCCUGCUCUCUGUACCCUGACUUGCCAGUCGUCGAAUCUUUGAAACACAUUGCUUCACACAUCUUGUCGCCGCUGCUCCCCGUUCGGUCCGACCCAGCGCCAGCGCACCGAAUCCACUCUCGUUAUCCUUCUCGUUGCUCGAGAAUGUGAAAGAAAGCAUGGCUGCCAUGUUUCGCAGCCUCGUUGCCGAACCUGUUGACGCCCUGGGAACUAUUUGCCGGUAUCCAAUCGCACCGAUUACCAUUGGGUCCGACGUUGAAGGCUGUAGCGCCCACAAGGUGGAAUCUUCUUCCUGGCCACUUUUCUCCAAGCACUGGAUACUUGACGCUGACUCUGCUCUUUGAUUACAUCGGCCGUGAGUCUGACCGCAUUCUGCAUCCAAAUCAUGCUGUAAAGGGCUAUUAGACCUAGAACAACUACAUCUGCCAUGUAAGACGGACGGGGGUCAGAUGAGGCGAAGCUCACAGCCGCUCCUGCGCGCUAUAGUACCUGAUCAGGAAAACACCCAAUGUAUUAUUUCUCGAUUAGAUGCGGAAAUCCUCCGUGUUGUUCACUAAUUCAUGUCGGCGACCCGUCAAAGGCCCGGCGUCGGAUAUCAGCUCCCCUGUAUCAUGGCCAGGUUGUACGAGAGCUGAUUCGAAGUGAAACCCGAACAGGGUAAGCAAUAGGAGCUUUAGACAAUAUCCAACAGCCCCAAUCGCAGCAUAAAUCCCUCCUAUGUACUAUGUAGGCAAUAGUCUAAUCUCUCCACCAACUAUCGUCGAGGCUUAGAUUCGGUAAUCAGCUCAAUAGCUCAACACCAACUCCUCUCUGUGCUGCGCCCACUUCGGCCGCGUCCUCAAUCGAUUCCUUCCAUUAUCGUCUUGACGCAUCGGCACAAUUCCAAAUCACCUCUCCCUGCAGGCUCUUGUAGAACUGAAGCUAUAGACAAAAAUCUUGUCUUUGCUUCCAGAUAUCCGCAGUCAAAUCAGCUUGUCCUGCCCUCCCUGAUGCACCCAGCUGCGGCACGUCCCCGCUUCCGCACUGACCCAACGUCCUUGGCGACGAGAGGGUCUGAUGGAAUAAACAAAAUCUUGGCUUCUCGUGCACAAUCUAUCUGGGUCUCCAGUUGAGUAUCGGUCCAUGCUCUUGCUGUCAGUUGUUGUUGUUAGUGGUGGUAGUGCGUAUAGCAUGCAACCAAUAAAAAUCCCUAAGAUUAGGUUUACAAUGGAUCUCGAAGCUACUCAAGUACAACACCAAACGCAAUACAGUCAACAGAAUCCUCUUGCUAGCAGUGAUAUCCAUCACCAAAAAGAAACAAUAUUCUCACAUCAGCAAUCAAACCAACCUGACAAAGUCUCAAAAAAAAAUCUUCUUCUCAACAAUUGCGAUCGUCCUCGCUCACACCCUCCGAACCGCUGCAAACCCCCACAAUCUCCACAAUUCCUGACCAAAUUGAAGUCUUGUAACAAGAAACCAAUCCCCACAUGGCGCACAAGAGUGUUCUUCUACUUGUUGUCCUUCCGUCCCAGUUUCCUGGUUUCGUCCCUGUUUUUCUCCAACUCUGACCGGCGCCGUUUCGUCAUAUCUGGCACAUGUGUGGAUGCGAUCAACAGGAGAGAGGAAAAUUACUUCUCGGGUAUCGUAAGAUUUUUUUUAAUUAUUGGUGGAGAUCAGCAGUAA
This is a messenger RNA of Periconia digitata, 1677 nucleotides long. The record is from the annotation of a GenBank genome assembly. Lineage: Eukaryota; Fungi; Ascomycota; Dothideomycetes; Pleosporales; Periconiaceae.